CCUAUUUUUUUUUUUUGGCCUAACUUAAAAGCUACUUGGCAAAAAUAACAAUUAGGUAUGGGUUUUUUUUGGUAUUUUUUGUUCAACCAAAAUUUAUUAACAUUUUAGUUUCGAUUCAUUGGAAAUGAGAAAUUCUGUAAAAUGCUAUUUAUAGUAACGAGAACAUGAUUUUCCAGUGACGGUGACACAAGGUCUCAGACACCGCGGUGCAUGUUUGUAAUACAUGGUACAUGCUUUUGUGACAGGCAAAAUGGGUUUUAAACUAAAUCAAUCUAACGGUAGCUGUACAGGUACCUUUGCGUGAACCAGAUGAGGUUAUAUUUUGGCAUGCUUUGACAGUCACAAAGUUAAUAUUAAUGGUACUUUUGUCCAACACUAGGUACAGUUGCUAGAAUGCCAUCACGUUUGCUAUUAAUAGACCCGAUUCAGUCCGAAAAUAGUUAUAUAAGUGUCAGACUCCGCAUUGAAUCCGUAAUUGGCCGACUUAUUCCGAUGGGCGUGGAAUAGCGAUGACCAAGAGGAGAUGGACUUUCAGGGCUUUGAGCAGACAGAAGACGAAGAUUUAGCAGUUGGUUUUUCAAGCUCUUUGGAUACAAAAUUUGAUGUCACAGUUGGUCAUAUAGAAGAUAUUAUUAUGGAUGAUAGAUUUCAAGAACAGCAAAGAAACUUUUUAGAAAAAUACUACACAGAAUUUGAUGACAGUGAAGAAAAUAAAUUUAUUUACACUGACAUACACAGAGAAUAUAUAAGUCUGAUAGAAAAUCAUCUAAAUGAGGAACUGUGCAAACGAAUGAGUGAUUUUUCAAUGCCAGAGUUUAGCAAGCAGCUUUAUGAAAGGAAAAAUGAACUGGAGGGUGAGAUCUUUGAAAUGCUGUUGACCUUUAGUGACUUUAUGACCUUUAAAGAAAUGUUCCUUGAUUACAAAGCAGAGAAAGAAGGCCGCACCGUGGAUUUGAGUGGAGGUUUGACGGUGAGGUCCUUGGCUGAUGGUCCUGGACUCAAUGGUGAAUCUCUCUCAUUGUUUGGACAAUCCUUCCAGGAACCUCAAUAGCAGUGUGCAAUAGAUAAAGACUCAAGUAGCACAAUUACUCAUCUGAGUUAUCUGUCUUGUUGCCGUCCAGUGCAUGUACCGUUGAUACAGCAUUCAAGUGUUAUUCACCAUACCACAUGCACAAGCUCUCCUUUUGGAUGGUGGCUGUGAAUGAGUGUGAAACCCAGAGAGAUGGGGUAGAGGAGAGGGAGGAAGAGUGUGAGAACGGAUGAGUGGAAGGAAGGAUGGAAGGAGAGGUGGAUAUAAUCUAUGGUAUGGGUGCAAAGGCCUGUGUGAUAGAUGGAAUUGAAAGAAAGGUAUUCAACAAUUGUGAUAUUUGUAUUCAAUGUAAUUUUAAAAUUUGAUCAGUUUUAAUACAGUUACACUUCUUUACAAUGGCACCAUCCAACCAAAAACUGUGGAACAUUUAAACAAUAAUAAUCCUGUCUGUAAUGUCCAUUAAGGACUACUGUUAAAUCAGAACAAACGUAAAAUAUAUAAAAUUAUAUGAAAGUUCAUACAAUUUCUUUUAUGUAACAAUAAAUACUGUUGUUAAAUGAGAUUAGUUUGGUUACAAAUAAUGUUGGGUUUUUUUACCCUCACACAGUAAUGGGUACAACAGGUAAAUUUCUUUAAUGAUCAUACAUCAGGCAUGGUCAGUGUAAUAAAGUUUUCACUAUACUUUCAGUGUUAUGUAGGGGAGAGGGAGGUGUUUUUAUUCUUCAUUAUAAUACUACGUUCACGUGUCUGUGCCUUUUGUUGUGCAAAAUACAUUUGAUAGUUAUAAGUCAAAUUAAUCCCUAUAUCAUCAAUGUAGUUUAUUGUAUUGGAAGUAGUUUGGUUACAAACAAGUUGUUUGUUUUAAUCUUAAAAGUUUAAUAAUACUUCAAAAAUAUUUAUUUUCACCAUAAUGCUGCAUGUAUAUUUUAAUGAUUUCCGGCCAGUGUUUUUGUUGCUGCAUGUGAAGUGCCAUUCUCAUUAUCUGUCUUCAUCAUUCAUGUAAUGUUCACAUGUAUUAAAUAUUUUAUAUUCAGA
This is a messenger RNA of Gigantopelta aegis, 2065 nucleotides long. Its product is annotated as ADP-ribosylation factor-like protein 2-binding protein. The transcript has 7 exons. The coding region runs from base 524 to 1051 and encodes 175 amino acids. Gene Ontology annotation, biological process: maintenance of protein location in nucleus; positive regulation of tyrosine phosphorylation of STAT protein. The record is from RefSeq and is a predicted model, not a curated record. NCBI's taxonomy places the organism in Eukaryota, Metazoa, Mollusca, Gastropoda, Neomphalida, Peltospiridae. Gene Ontology annotation, cellular component: mitochondrial intermembrane space.